Messenger RNA from Nannochloropsis gaditana CCMP526, 764 nucleotides. It is a transcript of the gene SPCS3, whose product is annotated as signal peptidase complex subunit 3. The transcript is spliced from 4 exons. The record is from RefSeq and is a predicted model, not a curated record. The annotation marks the transcript as partial. Gene Ontology annotation, cellular component: membrane; signal peptidase complex. Gene Ontology annotation, biological process: protein targeting to ER.
GUACACACAAGAACCAGGCAGAACGUGAUAAAGGCAUUGUACGUAGGCAUCUGGAGCGCAUUACUAGCAGCAAGUUGGGCCUGUUUCACGAUCAGACAGCGUCCCUGGUGCAGUUUGGAACAGAAAAGGAAAGAUGCACACCUUCUGGGUGCGUUUGAAUGCAGUAGUCUUCUUUGGUUUUACAGUUUUGCUCUGCCUGGCAGUGUUGACUGCCUUCAGGUCUUGAGCCAGGUCGUCGUGUGGGACCGCAUCAUUGAGAGAAAAGAAGAUGCUGUGCUGAACUUGGAAGCCGAAUUUUUGGAUUACCCGCUUCGAGAUCCAGCGGUAGAGCUACGAAACAAGAACAUCACCCUCCGCCUUGUGUGGGACCACAUGCCUUUGACCGGUACCCUCUUCAUGCGAUCGGAUCUUGUCAACUCUACCAUCCUACCAGAUCAAUACACAUAGCGGACUAGUGUGUUGACCCGGGCCACGUUGUGAGUGCGCAAUGACUUUUUUAAAACAGCAGGAAUGGUACAGGGGGAUAAACGACAUAGGAACGACGACUGGGGUUAUAGGCUCGUUUGACGGAGGGCGAGGAAAAAGGAGAACUUGGACAACCAACCUCCCCUUCUUUUCUCAAAUGUAAUAAAUGCAAAGACAAAGCACGCGCAUCCUAGCGACUACAAACCCGAAUCAUCUGAAUCAGUUAAAGAGACGCGUACACGCCCGUAUGUGUGGGUAAAGAAAGGACUUUGGAGGCAAAUAAGCGGCCGGUUUACGAA